Messenger RNA from Durio zibethinus, 2755 nucleotides. RefSeq lists its product as uncharacterized. The record is from RefSeq and is a predicted model, not a curated record. Lineage: Eukaryota; Viridiplantae; Streptophyta; Magnoliopsida; Malvales; Malvaceae.
GCUAAAAUUAACCCAAUCCGGUUUCCGUAUUGGACCGCCUCGUAUACAAAAAGCACCCGAACCGUGUCCUCUCUUUCCCUUAUCGCAUGUUUACCCCUCUUUCUCGAUCCCCAACUUAGCCCGAAAAUCGAUCUCCGAUUUUCUCCUAAUUUCUUCCUCUAAUCUGUAAAUCACGUACAUAUCUUGUCGAUUCUCGUUCUUCUCUUUCCGUCGAUCUAUCUUUCUAUCGCAGCCGUUGGUUUUUCGCCUUUCUAGGGUUAGGGUUGUUCAAUCUCCUCGAUUGUGUCCUUUUUGCUGCUCGACGUCUAUGGGUUUAGUUUUCACUUCGAUUUAUGUUGAUUUCCCUCUUUGAUUCGGUCUAAUUUUGUCCGAUUGUUCUCGAUUCGGUUUCCGUUCUGGGUUUGGAUUUGUUCGGUCCUGUUAGUUUCGUUUCUCUGUAAAUUCUUAGAGGGUUUUGGUGUUUUACGUUGCGGCGUUAUUGUUUGGAGGAGUUUUAUGCCGUAAUUUUGUCGUUUCCUCGGCCAAUUGGGAAUUUAGGGUUAGGGUUUUCUUGUAAAUUUAGGGCUUCUGCUGGUAGUCAAAUUUAGGGAAACCGCCUGUUUCCAUAGGGAAAUCAAUUUUAGUGCGUAAUUAACUGCUACCCUUGUCUCAAUUUAGGCUUCUUGGGCUUUUAAUUGAUCCCUGAUUUUUUCAGUUCCAUUUCAAGUAGCUUAAAGUCAAUUCAACACAAUUUAGAGGUUGUAAAUGGGAUUUAAGCGGCCUUUUGAUGAUGAGGAGCUGCAGGAACUUCCUUUCAAGAAUCCAAGGCAGUUUGACUAUAGCAACAAGCUGACUCUUUUUGUUGAUACAAUUCAUUGUAGCAAUACUCCUCAGAAGCCUCAUAUUUCAGAGGUUGAGAAUGGAUUUGGUAAAUACCAAAGCAAUGAAGCAUUUGAAAGGGGUGCUCUUAAUAAUGAUGCAAAUUUGGUUGACAAGGAUUUUGAGACUAGUGCUCCCUUGUCUUUGGUCACUAGCACUUCUAGUGAGGAAGAUACAGGUAAUGGGGCAGCAGCUAUUUCGCAUGUUUCUUCAGAAUAUUUUGACUUUUUUUUCCCACGAAGAACAUUUGCUUCUGUUGAGGAUGCCUAUUCUUUACUCUUGGAUCGGUCUCCUCGAAGACAAGUUCCUCUUGGGCCAAAUCAUCAAGCCAAUGUUCCAUCAUGGGGUAGCCACAUAAAGAAGGACAAGCUUGCUCAGAAUGAUGCAUCAGACACCACUGAUAAUGACAAUGAAGAGAUUCUGAUGGGGACAUGUGUCAUUCCAAUGCCUGACUCAGAUUUGUCUGCAAACAACAGUGGCAAAGUUGGUGCCGGGAGAGCUGACUGUAGCUGCCUGGAUAGGGGAUCUUUUAGAUGUGUGCGACAGCAUGUGACGGAAGCACGAGAAAAACUACGAAAAUCCCUUGGGCAUGAAAAAUUUAUGAAGCUGGGGUUUUAUGACAUGGGCGAUGAUGUAGCAUAUAAAUGGAGUGAAGAAGAUGAAGAUAUCUUUAAUGAGGUUGUUUAUAGUAAUCCUGCAUCAUUAGGUAAGAAGUUUUGGAAGCACUUGUCAGUGGUGUUCCCAUCACGUUCCAAGAGGGAGCUUGUCAGCUAUUAUUUCAAUGUCUUUAUCCAUCAGAGACGAGCUGUUCAGAACAGAUCCAGUAUUCUGGACAUUGACAGCGACGAUGAUGAGUGGCAUGGAAGUCAACAGGCUUAUGAAGUUCAAGCUUCAGAGGAAGAUGACAAUUCUGCUAUUGAGUCUUUUGCUGAUCAGGAAGAUCUGUUAAAUCAUGAAGGGCAGUGUCUUGAAGAUGAUGAUGAUGAUGAUGACGAUGACAAUGAUGAGGAUGAUGAUGAUGAGAGUGGUGACUCUGAUGGUGAUAGUGGUGUUGGAGAUUAUAGCAAUGCUGCAACAAGAGAGAAUUAUGGUGUAAAUCUUUUGGUAAAAGGACAUGCUGCUAAGUCAUUUGAUGAGAGCAGGUUUGAUCCUGCUUUUCAACAAACAAACAAGAUUUCAGGAAUAGGGGAGGAUUUCAAUGUCCAGGAUGACUCAUGCAUGUCUUUUGAGUUUCAGCCAAAUAUGGUUGACUCGCAUACAAAGGCCAAUUUGCAUGUUAGUGGGGGGAAGAGCGACCUUAACAAGUGUUUGCAAGGUAAACUAGAUGGGUCUAGUGAGCUGGUGAACCAUGUAUAUUUAUUGGAUACCUGUGAUGCGAAAAUCUGGGAUGCUAGGUAUCCUUCAGCUUCAACAAAAGGUAUUGAUCUCCAGCCGACGUGCAACAUUAUUGAAGAGAUUUUUGGACAAGACAGUUGGGACAGCAAGACGAGAAAUGAAUAAGCAUCAGAUGGUAGCUCUUGAGAAGUCCCGAAUUUUAUCCUGAGAGGAGGCUGAGAUUUUGGUUUUAAAAUUUUUUUCUUACUUUUUUCCCUGUAAAUUCAUUUACUAAAUGUAUUUUGCUUCAGCAGUGCUCUUAAUGGGAUCUUUCUGCUUUUGUAAAUGGCACAGCAGCACAGCACUCUACACUCUGUGGUGUCAAAAGCUACGGGUAGUCUUUUCUUGGACUAUUUAGCUCAAAUUUGUUAGAAUUUUCUGUGAAUAAAGUAACUUCGAUUGAAUGACAUUGACUUGUAUAAAAAUACUGGUGAUAGCUUAUAUAAAUAUACAUGGCUCUUGUAUAGAUGAAUUCAUUACCAAACAAUAUACCAAUGAGAGGCUUUCUUGUUUUGUAUUAUUU